UUUAGGAAAUAAAAUCUGAAAAGUCUGUAAUGUUGCAUUAAAAUGACAUUUCACAUAUAAAACAUAGUAAUGAUUAAUAAUUGUUAAAAGUUUGAUAUUAGAGAUUGUAACACAAGAAUUGUGUUGUUAGACUGAGACACGGGGUGGUGGCGGCGCUAAUGAGCCACUUCAUUGUUUGUCAACCGAAAAAAAAUGAAGAAGAAGGACUCACGUGACCAGCAAUCUGCUCCAUAUACAUGCUGAACAUUCAAUUUCCGCUUUGCUCAGGGAAAGGGACUAACGUGUCUGGAGGACAUCUGGGGUGGGGAACUUAACAGAAACAGCCACAAUACGACGUCUGGGGGCUGUUCAGCAGAAGAUACCGUGUGUUUUUCUGACCGAGAUGAAAGAAGAACAAUCGAAGAAACGAGACGGCCAGAAAGUCCAGGUUGCUGCUACUGAAAGUGUGGACCCUGCUGCUCUGGAAGCUGAUAUUGGCCAUGCACUGGCUACAGAAAAACUAGAUGGCACCUGCUGUUAUGUCACUGUUUAUAAAGGCUUCAUAUGGAACGUAGAGGAAGACUUUAAGAUGGUGCCAGAGACGUGGAUCCCAGCUCACAGAGUCCAACAUCAUGACGGCCACCCGGUGCCUGAAGAGCACGGACACAUUCCAGUUCCCAUGUGCAGUGGACCCCAGAACGUAGAAGCAACCCCAGAAGAAAGCCAAAUUUGCCAGCACCAUGAAGAUAAACGAGAACACUCUACUGGAGAGACACAAAGUUGGGUUGGUUCCUUACAAUGUGAACCACGUGCCCAGGUGUCAUGAACGGAUGAAGCGUCCUGAGCUGUAGCAUCUGACCGCCUCAGAGCCACCGAACCUGGAACAGGAGUAUGACAUGAAGGGGAGCUGGAGGGAAGAUGAUGACAAUCCUGAUCCUCCAAAAACAAGGCAUCCAUGGCUCUGGGGUUCUUCCUUGAAGCUGCAAAGAAACCAGACUUUCCAUCCAGUGCAUGUUCAAGAGUGAGUGGAGACAAUGGGCCUGUGAUUGUGCAUGUUGGAGGGAAGCUUCAGGGAGAAGUGUCCCCAACCAAAGAACAUCUUAAACAGAGGCCACUGGAUCCUGGUCAUCUUGUUGUCCUGUCUACCAGAUUCGCCUCGUAUAUGGCAUCAUGUGACCUGCUGCGUUAAGGUGCAGCAAUGACAGACGGGUCCAGGAUGAAGGGAAGAAGGCAAAAAUCACAGUGUGAAGCAGGAGCUCUUGACAUCAGUGCGCUCGGUAUAAUGCCCAGAGGUGAGCAACAAGCCUGUAUUGCAUGGGUCGACUUUGAGCUUAGGGGCAGGUCUUGGUCUAUCAAUCAGAUUUCAAUCAAAAAGUUCCUUGUUAUAUCCUUAAUGUUUGUCAUAAAAAAAUCCUGGGACAGACAAUACAGAAACUGCAUUUUAAUUCCUGCAAUUGUCUUUAGACUCCCUGGCACACAUCUGUCUUUGAAUACAGCGCUCCAACCACCAGAAUAUGGUAGUGACACCAAAUGUUAGAAAGGUACAGAAGUAUUUAAGACAAAAACAUGGACAGCGUAUGUUGAUAUGGCUAGAUUACAGGAAAAAUGACUGGUGUGGGUUUAAUUUGCAUAUUCAAUAAAAGUCUUCAGUAAGGAUCAGUUCAUAGGAACCCCCACCAAAAUAAAUCUAUUUUAAAAACAUCUACAAGAACAUAAUGUUAAAACAGUUUAUACUUCUAUAUCUUUAUCUUGAGACAUCCAUAAACAGUGGCACUGAAGAAGCAUCAGAUAAUUUUGGCUCUGGCAUUAAGUGCUGCGUCUUCACUGCCACCGCCCCUGUAUUCCUCUUUAUGUCUUUAAUUAAUAGGUACUCCGCAAGUAGCGGCUCUUAACUGAAAUACCAGGGAAACAGUAGUGCAACCAACUUUUAGCAGGAUUUCAAAAGAUACAAUUCAUAAUAUAAACCAGACGUAGUAGUUAGGACAUUUGAGAAAAAUUGUCAAAAAUAUGUUUUAGAAAUCUUAGGAUUAUUUCUUUUCUGGGUGUUAUUGAUGAUGUGCUGCUGUCACUGCUGAAAGUGUCAUUGAAAGGAUAAGGUCUAAAUAUUUUCAACAACAGGGAGUAAAACCAGAAAUGAAUUGUCUACUCACAAUUAAUGUCCGUCAGGCUCCAGCAUGGAUUAUCUUGUUCACCUGUGCCAUAGACGUCCGUUGGUCAAAAAUGAUUAAAAAAAAAA
Molecule: messenger RNA, 2215 nt
Organism: Monopterus albus (swamp eel)
Lineage: Eukaryota; Metazoa; Chordata; Actinopteri; Synbranchiformes; Synbranchidae
Exons: 9
Coding region: 383-805 (140 amino acids)
Biological process (GO): response to reactive oxygen species
Molecular function (GO): RNA ligase (ATP) activity
Source: RefSeq, a predicted model, not a curated record